AUGGCGAAAAAAAGGGAUUCAGAAGUCAUGACGUCGAUGGGGGAAAAAAAAGACAACGGCGGUGUGAAGGGGCCGGGAAUGCCGCUCCCUGAUGCGGCUGGGAAGCACCACCCGCCGCGUCGCUUUCCGCGGGUAGACGCCAUGGAGUUGGAGGCGCCCGUGGCACUUGUCAACUUCCCUCGUGCUCGCCAGCGAGGCGUUGGUGGCGGUGAGGCGCCUCUGGACGUCAUCGAGCGCGGCAAUCGCCCAGGCGUGCCGUUUGAUCAGUGCAGCCUUUCGACGGUUGGCGGCAACGGCGACGUGUCGUCGCAUCGCCGCCGUAAAAAGUAUACCACGACAACCGUCACCACGACCACCAUCACAAAAAUCCUUUUGCCACACAUGCAGCAGGCGGUCGUCUUUGAAGGCGCGGAAGGCGAUGCAAAACACACCGCGCUGGAUCCACAGGUCUUUCUCAUGGCUAUUGAAGGGAACAAGAAGACGCCGGGGCAAAAUCCAAAUGAGAUGCAAUCAACAGAAGGGGCCAAAUUAUGCAACGGCACCGGCCACAUUAGGGAGCAGGGCCCGCCAUCAUACGGGGAUGAGUCGCCGGCAUCGAGGCCCAAUCACGCCAUGCGCAUGCACCGUUCAUCGCAAAGUCCUUCACUUCAAGGCAAUAACUGUAUCAGCAGCAGCAGCAACAGCAGCAAAAAAAACAACAAUGGCGAGAUCAACAAAAUCAUUCUCCCCAAAAUUGAGUCCUUUAGAGCCCAUCAAUGUGUGCCCGCAAACUUGGCACCGCAUGGAAAUGCCUCAUCUAAGAAUUUGCAGAGUGCGAAAGGGUACGCGGCGGUGCCGCAGCAGCCAUGGAUAUGCAGUCAAAAUACGGUUGGUAAUACGACCGUGACCCAUCAUCAAUCAUCCGCACUUCGGAAGCCACAGGCUGGGAGCCGCCAUGGGCCCAGUUAUGGCGGCACAGCGCGAGAAUCAGCGGAACAGUCAAUAUCCAAUAACGAUGGAUGUUUUUCGUUGCCGCAGCAUUUGCCCCGGCCGCGGUCUGGCGCACCCCACGCGCAAAUCGACGGGCAACCGCCGGGUCACGGCGUCUCGGCGCCGUGGAUAUUAAACGAGGUGAGGCAGGAAAAUGGGUGGCACACGGCGGGGUAA
Messenger RNA from Trypanosoma cruzi, 1146 nucleotides. RefSeq lists its product as uncharacterized. The transcript has a single exon. Bases 1 to 1146 code for a protein of 381 amino acids. NCBI's taxonomy places the organism in Eukaryota, Euglenozoa, Kinetoplastea, Trypanosomatida, Trypanosomatidae. The record is from RefSeq and is a predicted model, not a curated record.